Messenger RNA from Melanotaenia boesemani (Boeseman's rainbowfish), 4398 nucleotides. It is a transcript of the gene musk, whose product is annotated as muscle, skeletal, receptor tyrosine kinase. Lineage: Eukaryota; Metazoa; Chordata; Actinopteri; Atheriniformes; Melanotaeniidae. Gene Ontology annotation, cellular component: signaling receptor complex. The record is from RefSeq and is a predicted model, not a curated record. Gene Ontology annotation, molecular function: transmembrane receptor protein tyrosine kinase activity; protein binding; ATP binding. Gene Ontology annotation, biological process: multicellular organism development; protein phosphorylation; cell surface receptor protein tyrosine kinase signaling pathway. The transcript has 17 exons. Bases 1 to 2880 code for a protein of 959 amino acids.
AUGAAGACUGUGGGACACAGUGUGGUCUUUCUGCUCAUUUUGGUGACCUCAACUUACAGCAUACAGAGAGCACCUCGCAUCAUCACCCUUUUAGAGACAGUGGAUAUAAUGCUGGAUCACAAUGCCACCUUCAUCUGUGAGGUAGACUCACGCCCCUCUGCCCAUAUCACCUGGACCAAAAAUAACCACCCAAUCAUGUACUAUGACACCAGGUACCUUACCAGAGAGCAGGGUCAGAUGCUGAUCAUCCCUCAUGUCAGAGAGUCGGACAGUGGAGAGUACUGCUGUCUUGCCAGUAAUGGCAUUGGAGAGCCUGCAAAGAGCUGUGGAGCGCUUCAACUAAAAAUGAAGCCACAAAUCAAACGGCAUCCCACAAAUGUAACCCUCCUGAUAGAAUCUAAAGCAGUGCUGCCCUGCGUUACCCUGGGCAACCCCAAACCAGAAGUCACCUGGCUCAAAGAUGAUGAGUUAAUCAAGUUUAGUGAUCGUGUCACCAUUCUUGACUAUGGGGCAUUGAAAAUCCAUAACAUACAGAAGGAGGAUGCAGGCCAGUACCGCUGUGUGGCCAGGAAUAGCUUUGGUUUUGCUUUUUCAAAACCCGUCACCAUUGAGGUACAGGCUCCAGCACGAAUCCUGCAGGUUCCAAAAGAGAAGAGAGUAGCGUAUGGUAGCCAGAUAUCCCUGGAAUGCAACGCCACAGGAAAUCCAAUCCCUACCAUCACCUGGUUGGAAAAUGGGAAUACUAUCUCAGGUGCUUCAGUUGAGGAGACUUUAGUGGGAGAAGUGAUAUUGUCUGUUCUCAAAGUGACUGUGAAGAAGCCAGCUCUAUAUACUUGUCUGGCCUCCAACAGGCACAGCGCUGGAGUAAACACCGUCAAAGCAACAGCAAAAGUCACUGUUGCAGAGUGGAGACUUUAUAAAGGUGUUGGAGGUUACUGCAGUGCAUAUCGUGGAGAUGUUUGCCGCACAAUUUUGCAAGACGACUCUCUGGUUUUCUUCAACUCCUCCCUCUCGGAUCCUGAGGACAUGCAGGAGGACUGGGUUCAAAGCUGGUGGGCGGAGCUAGAAGGACUCAGUGUGCAGUGUAGCCCUGCAAUACGUUCACUGCUGUGCCACUCAUUCUUCCCUGAUUGCAACCCAUCAGGGUUAGGACCUGCACCUAAACCAGUCUGCAGAGAACACUGUCUGGCAGUAAAGGAGCUAUACUGUCAUAAGGAGUGGCUGGAGGGAAGCAUUGCAGUCCAAGCUGGGCUCUUCAGCUCUGUUUUGGGGUCCCAUACUUCCAGUUCACUGCUGUUCAACUGCCAGGCCUUACCAAGUCUUCAUAGAGACCCUGAUGCUUGUACACAUGUUCCUUUUGUUGACAUCAAAAAAGAUCAGAUAACAACAACAUGCUACAAUGACAGAGGUCGUUUCUAUCAGGGCGACAUAAAUGUGACACGGUCUGGGCUUCAGUGUCAGCCAUGGAACCAGCAGGUUCCCCACCAGCACCAUCUGUCUGUAGAUGUCAUUCCAGAGCUAAAGAACUCUGAAAACCGCUGUAGGAACCCUGGAGGAAUAAGUGAUAAGCCCUGGUGUUACACCUCUGCUUCUAACAUACGCUGGGAGUACUGCACUGUGCCUCAGUGUGGGGAAACAGGCACAGCAUCAGUGACGAAACCAGGGUUAACAGGGCAUCAUACGAUUCCUCCCCAGCCGGCCCACACUACUGUGUCGUCUCCGGCUUACUCCAUGUCCGUCAUCGUUAUUAUCCUGACCUCCUUUGCAACUGCAGCCUUCCUCACAGUUAUCAUCCUUAGCUGCUGCAGAUGGAGAAAACAGUGGAGGAACAGAAAGCGAGAGAUGGAGACCCCAACACUGAGUGCUCUUCCAUCAGAACUCCUGUUGGAUCGACUCCACCCCAACCCCAUGUACCAGCGAGUUCCUCUGCUGCUGAACUCAAAGCUGCUGGCCCUUGAGUACCCCCGGAAUAAUAUCCAAUAUGUUAGAGAUAUUGGGGAAGGAGCAUUUGGACGGGUUUUCCAAGCCAGAGCGCCAGGCCUGCUGCCAGUGGAGUCUUUCACAAUGGUGGCUGUGAAGAUGCUAAAGGAGGAGGCAUCAGCUGACAUGCAGAACGACUUCCAGAGAGAGGCAGCCCUCAUGGCCGAGUUUGACCAUCCAAACAUUGUUCGACUCCUGGGUGUGUGUGCUGUGGGUAAACCAAUGUGUCUUAUGUUCGAGUACAUGGCCCAUGGUGACCUCAACGAGUUCCUGCGUCGCCGAUCUCCAACCCAAUCCGUGCGCUCCCUCAGCCGUGCUAGCCUGUCAAGUCGUAGUUUCUCCUCUGAUAUCGAAUCAGGACCUCUUUCCUGUGAAGAGCAGUUAUCAAUAUCCAAGCAAAUAGCCGCAGGAAUGGCCUACCUUUCAGAGCGCAAGUUUGUCCAUCGUGACCUGGCAACCCGUAACUGUCUGGUUGGAGAGGACAUGGUGGUGAAGAUUGCUGAUUUUGGCCUCUCCAGAAACAUUUACUCAGCUGAUUAUUACAAAGCCAAUGAAAAUGAUGCCAUCCCCAUUCGCUGGAUGCCUCCUGAGUCUAUUUUCUACAAUCGCUACACUACAGAAUCAGAUGUGUGGGCCUACGGGGUGGUGUUAUGGGAGAUUUUCUCCCAUGGGAUGCAGCCUUAUUACGGUAUGGGUCAUGAGGAGGUUAUUUACUAUGUGCGAGACGGGCACAUCCUUUCCUGUCCUGAGAACUGUCCUCUGGAGCUGUACAAUCUGAUGAGGCUUUGCUGGAGCACACACCCAUCAGAUAGGCCGAGCUUCAAUAGUACACAUCGGAUACUGGAGCGCAUGCAUCAAAACAAACUAAGCUUAAAUGGGGACACUGAGGCUGACUGCUAAUUUUCAAAUAAAUGUUUGUACUGGUGCAGAAGAUCAUAUUUGGUGGCUGUAAAAUCACUUUUGAAAAGAAAUGGCGAUGAGUACAAGCAUGCCUACAGUGCUCAGAUUACAAUUUUUGUCCUCAGGAGAUCCAAUUUAAUAUUUUUAUUGAGAUAUAUAUAUAAAUGCCAAUUUCUUGUGAUUUGUUUUAUGUGUACUUUAUUUUCAUUUUUGGACAUUUUAGUUGCUGUCCACCAAAAGGGGCCUGCUCAGAAUAUAAUAUUUACAUAAUAGACUCUUGCAGUCCCUGAGACUUUAUUUAAAGCUGGGGUAGGCAGAUAUCUGGAAAACCCCCCAAAAAACAGGCUUUUAAGAAUGUAUUGUGACAUCCCAUUACUCCCCUGCUAAAUGUCAUCCUCAGCUGCAUGGCAGUCAUGGUGACAAUCCAUCCAAAAUGACAGAGAAAAAUGUCAGAAGAAUGUGCUCGUUACCAAAUUCACACUGACUGAUUAUCCUAGUGGCCACUGUGUUAGCUGUAACUAUUGUUAUCAUCCUAUGGCUGGCUUGCCAAUUUAAAAAAAAUACCAUGCAGUAAUGUGGGAGUCUAGAAAACCACUGUAAGAUGAAACUGGAUUAGUAGAUUACGAAAGCUGAUUCAAAAGAAGCUGUCUUUUUGUUCUUAAGAUUCUUACAGUGGGCAUGAGUAUUUGUGUUUGUAAAACAGUCAAAAAGAAUGUUGUCAUUUCUUGAUAGACUGUAUUUGAUUGAAUUUUUUUUUAGUUUUGUCUAGUGGUGUCAAAAGCAUAUUGCCUACCUCUGUUUCAAAGAUUUAGACCCAAGCAUGCAGAUUAUAUUUUCUUAAACCAUUUUAAAAAUAAGUUACUUUAAAUCUUUUUCUUAGUACUUCUGAACUUUGACAGAUAAGGGACAACUUGAGUGAGAGAUAUUGUAUAGAGUUAUUGCUUUGAUCAUGUCAGAGAAAGAAUUAUGUUGUACAUGCUUUUGACAAACCUUUUUAAAAAAAUCACCUCUAGCUAAUUCCACAGUGGCACCCAAUCACUUUAAAUCGUGGUUACUGCUGUUUUAUAGACAUUUUGCUAUUCCAUGUUGGGGCAUUCUUGUUUUACUUUUACUUGUUUUCUCUUUAUGAUGCAAUUGUUCUUUGUUGUUGAUUUUUGUUUGACAUAAAAAGAAAUAACAGAAGUUACAAGUUAGUUUCACUUAUUAAAGAGAAAUAGAUUUGUUUAAUGGAUUCACUUAUUACUGACUUGACUAAGGAAAAUCCAAAAUAUCCCGAAUUAUCCCAAUUUGAGAAAUUAAUUUUGACAGGGAUCUCACAAAAAGUAGAAACUCGAUCUUACACAUCAAAUCUGGAAUAAAAUCAAAUCUGGAUUAUACUUUUACCCAUCAUGGGUACAGCAUUAGUAUCAAUUAUCAGAGAGGAACAUAUUUAAAGACUGUGUGUAGUUGCCAAAUAGAAAUGUAUUAUUUCUUUUAUAAUGUGGUGUGAUGUUAUAAUUUUUUCUCAUUUGUUUAUUA